CCCGCUGCGGAGCCCGGGACGCACCGUGUCCGCUGCCUGGCGUCACAGCCUCGCCCUCCGGAUGCCGAGGGGAAAGUACCCUCCUUGAGAGCUCGCUGCCUUGGAAGCGCCCCUGCGCUCGUCGGGAACAUGAGUGGUCGCGCCCGCGUGAGGGCCAGAGGCAUGGCCCGCAGCCCCAGCGCCGCGGGAGCCGGGCGCGCACUGGCGCCGCCCUCGGCCUCGCCCUCGCCCUCGGCCUCGCCCUCGCCCUCGCCUGCAUCUGUUGAUCUUGGCAACAGUGAAGCAUCGUCUACCAGUGGCUUCGUGGGAACAAGCAGGAUGUCUGAGAAAUGUGAAGAUGUUAUACCUUCUGGUGAUGCGGGAUGUACUUUCAUUGAAAGAGGUGGGAAAAUCAGAUGGGACUUCACGGAUCUGAGUGUCUGUACUAGAGAGAAAUUGGCCCACGUGAGAGAUUGCAAAAGAGGUUCCAGUGGAGUACCUGUGAAACUGGUCACAAAUCUCUUUAGUUUAGAUUUGCCCCAGGACUGGCAGCUAUACCAAUAUCAUGUGGCAUAUGUCCCAGAUAUAGAAUCUAGAAGGCUGAGAAUUGCUUUGCUUUAUAGUCAUAAGGAACUUUCCAACAAAGCAAAAGCAUUUGAUGGCGUCAUCCUUUUUCUCUCGCAAAAACUGGAAGAAAAGGUCACAGAACUGUCAAGUGAAACUUCGAGAGGCAAGACUGUGAAGAUGACUAUCACUCUGACAAGAGAGCUGCCAGCAAGGUCCCCCGUGUGCAUCCAGGUCUUCAAUAUCAUCUUCAGAAAGAUCUUAAAAAAGUUGGCCAUGUACCAAAUUGGACGGAACUUCUAUAAACCUUCUGAAUCAGUGGAAAUUCCCCAGCACAAGUUGUCCCUUUGGCCUGGGUUUGCAAUUUCUGUGUCACAGUUUGAAAGCAGGCUCCUCUUUACUGCUGAUGUGAGUUAUAAAAUACUCCGGAAUGAGACUGUUCUAGAAUUCAUGACUGGUAUCUGCCAGGAAACUGGUAUGUCCUGCUUUACCCAGACGUGUGAAAAACAGCUCCUUGGGCUCAUUGUCCUAACAAGAUACAAUAACAAAACCUAUCGCAUCGAUGACAUUGACUGGUCGGUGAAGCCCACUCACACCUUUCAGAAGCAGGACGGCACUGAGGUCACCUACGUGGAUUACUAUAAACAGCAAUAUGAUAUUACUUUAUCCAACCUAAACCAGCCAGUGCUUGUGAGUCUGCUGAAAAGCAAGAGAAAUGACAACCCUGAGGUUCGGGUGGCCCACCUGAUCCCCGAGCUCUGCUUUCUAACAGGGCUGACCCGCCAGGCAACCUCUGACUUCCAGCUGAUGAAGGCCGUGGCUGAAGAAACACGCCUCAGCCCUUUGGGAAGGCAGCAGCGCCUGGCCAGGCUUGCUGACGACAUUCAGAGAAACAAGGAUGCUCGUUUUGAACUGGAGACCUGGGGGCUGCAUUUUGGUUGCCAGAUGUCUCUGACUGGGCGGGUUUUGCCUUCAGAAAAAAUAUUAAUGCAAGACCGUGUAUGUCAACCUGGAUCUGCUGCUGAGUGGUCCAAGGAUAUGCGGAAUUGCAAGAUUUUAAGUGCACGGUCUUUGAAUAAAUGGUUGGUUAUAUGUAGCAACAGAGAUGAAAAUGUGACCGAGGAUUUUCUGCACUGCUUGAGGAGAGUUGGAGGUUCCAUGGGAUUUAAUGUGGACUACCCCAAAAUCAUAAAAGUACAAGAAAAUCCAGCUGCGUUCCUUAAAGCUCUACAGAAGUAUGUUGAUCCUAACGUUCAGUUGGUAAUGUGUAUCCUGCCUUCUAAUCAGAAGAGCUACUAUGAUUCCAUUAAAAAAUAUCUGAGCUCCGUCUGCCCAGUGCCAAGCCAGUGUGUGCUCACUCGGACCUUGAAUAAACAGGGAAUGAUGAUGAGCAUCGCCACCAGGAUCGCCAUGCAAAUGGCCUGCAAACUCGGAGGCGAGCUGUGGGCUGUCGAGAUCCCUUUAAAGUCCCUGAUGGUGGUCGGUAUCGAUGUCUGUAAAGAUGAAUUCAGCAAGGGAAUGGUGGUGGUUGGAUUUGUGGCCAGUAUUAACCCCGGAAUCACCAGGUGGUUUUCUCGCUGUAUCCUCCAGAGAACAACAACCGAUGUUGCAGAUUGCUUAAAAGUUUUCAUGACUGGAGCACUCAACAGAUGGUGCAAGCACAACCAUGCUCCGCCUGCGCGCAUAGUGGUGUACCGGGAUGGGGUAGGGGACGGUCAGCUGAAAACACUGAUUGAAUACGAAGUUCCGCAGCUGCUGAGCAGUGUGACAGAAGCAAGUUCAAAUACCAGCGCCAAACUGUCGGUGAUUGUGGUCAGGAAGAAGUGCGCGCCGCGGUUCUUCACCGAAGUGAACCGGUCAUUGCAGAACCCGCCGCUUGGCACCGUGGUGGACUCAGAAGCCACGCGCCCUGAAUGGUACGACUUCUACUUGAUCAGUCAGGCUGCCGGCCGGGGAACGAUUACUCCCACCCACUACAACGUCAUCUAUGACGACAAUGGCCUGAAGCCUGACCACAUGCAGAGACUCACCUUCAAACUGUGCCACGUGUACUACAACUGGCCGGGCUUAAUCAGUAUCCCAGCCCCGUGUCAGUACGCGCACAAGCUGACCUUCCUGGUGGCGCAGAGCGUUCACAAAGAACCGAGUCUGGAAUUAGCCAACUCUCUCUUCUACCUGUGAUGACGGGAACCACGGGCGUCCCUAGAUGAGCAGUCUGAGGAGUAGUGGGUGGAUUUUGUGUGAACCUGCCACAAGUGCGAGCCUGUGACCGGGGAAAGGAGACUGAGCUUACUUGUAACUUUUGGAAAAACACCCAACACAGCUUCAUCUGAAAUGGUUCAAGAGAAAUGUAUAGUGUUUUAUUUUGAAGAGUUUUCUGCUCGCAGUUAAUUCUCAUGCUGGUAGAUGGAAUUAAAAGGUACCAUCAUCUGUAAGUAAUUCCACAAAGCUGAGUAUCCUCUAAGAAAAUAAGUGUUUGCAAGAUGUUUUUGAUGGUAGGGAAAUGGGGUCUAAUUUCCACCCUAAAUUUCGCGGAAGUUUUGUUAGAUAAUAUUGUAGAACGUUUUGUAGCGUGGUUCAAAUAGUUAUUAGAAAAUAAAGAAAAUUCAGAGCAUCG
Molecule: messenger RNA, 3160 nt
Organism: Zalophus californianus (California sea lion)
Lineage: Eukaryota; Metazoa; Chordata; Mammalia; Carnivora; Otariidae
Gene: PIWIL4
Product: piwi like RNA-mediated gene silencing 4
Exons: 20
Coding region: 130-2724 (864 amino acids)
Biological process (GO): regulatory ncRNA-mediated gene silencing
Cellular component (GO): P granule
Molecular function (GO): protein binding; piRNA binding
Source: RefSeq, a predicted model, not a curated record